AGAAGUUAGACUGUAUAAGCAGGGAGACGAAAGGUCAGAAGACAGGAUAGACAGACACAGAGAAAGACUAUAGGAAGUCAGAGACUUGAGGAUAGCAGGCUAGCCCAUCUUUGGUUUGGGUGACUAGCUAUGGAAACUCAAAGAAGGAACCAGCAGGAAAAGCAAAGGAAAGGCCGUGCCUGUGGUCGACCCCUGCCUGAACCACAUGUGACCUCUGGGACCCUGAUCUCCACAGUAGACACGGGCCCUGAGGCUUUUAGGAGACUCUCUGGUCCGGGGCUGGGGAGACCUAAACUUUGCCCACAGAGGAGCCGUCCCCACUCCCGGCGCCGCCAUCGCACCACCUUCAACCCAGCACAGCUGGAACAGCUGGAGUCAGCCUUUGGGAGGAACCAGUACCCUGACAUCUGGGCUCGAGAGGGGCUUGCCCAAGACACUGGUCUCAGUGAAGCCCGAAUCCAGGUCUGGUUCCAGAACCGCAGAGCUAAGCAACGGAAACAGGAGCGGUCGCUGCUCCAGCCGCUAGCUCAUCUACCGCCGGCCACCUUCUCUGGCUUCUUGCCAGAGUCCCCUGCUUAUCCCUACUCCUAUACAACACCACCUCCACCAGUACCCUGCUUCCCUCACCCCUACAAUCACACUCUCCCCUCCCAACCCUCCACAGGUGCCUCAUUGCCUCUUUCUCCCCAACCUGAGGACUGGUACCCCACCUUGCACCCAACCCCUGCUGGCCAUCUGCCCUGUCCCCCACCCCCACCCAUGUUUCCCCUCAGCCUUGAGACACCAAAGUCCUGGAACUAAAUGGUGACAAGGUCACCCUCUAUCUACAACCCUUGUGAAACACAAGAAAAUUGGGAGCUCCCUUUUCAUCCUAAAGGGGACAUUAGAAUCAUGGUGAGGGG
Molecule: messenger RNA, 902 nt
Organism: Myodes glareolus (Bank vole)
Lineage: Eukaryota; Metazoa; Chordata; Mammalia; Rodentia; Cricetidae
Gene: Prop1
Product: PROP paired-like homeobox 1
Biological process (GO): pituitary gland development; regulation of transcription by RNA polymerase II
Cellular component (GO): transcription regulator complex
Molecular function (GO): DNA-binding transcription factor activity, RNA polymerase II-specific; RNA polymerase II cis-regulatory region sequence-specific DNA binding
Source: RefSeq, a predicted model, not a curated record